Messenger RNA from Heterotrigona itama, 1743 nucleotides. The record is from the annotation of a GenBank genome assembly. Lineage: Eukaryota; Metazoa; Arthropoda; Insecta; Hymenoptera; Apidae.
AUGGCCGAAACGCACGUUCCGCGGGUCUUCUUCCCGAAAACACUCUACCAACUGAGCGUGCUGGCGAUCGCGAACAAGUUCCUGAGCCUGAGGAAAUAUCUUCCCGACCUGCCGAACGACGUCCUCUUCGACGUUUAUUACCAGUUGUACAAAGAGAAAAGAUUAUGCCUGCUGGGGAUCGACUUCAGCAAUUUGGAGAUCUUCUCCAAAAUGUUAACAGUCACUAGCCGUCGUGUACAUCUUCUGCAGAGCUUUCAGAGUCUUAUAGAUCAUGGAGUGCGGGUAGAGGAGGAGCUGAGCAUCAGCUACACGGUAUGCUACCUCGAUGUCAGUGAAAAUUCAGCUACUGAGGAGAAGCUGAUAAACCUAGGCUUGAGAAUUGGUGGAUUCUUCAGCGAUGCUGGCUGGUACGCGAAAAGCGAACAAGUGUUGCUGGCGUGUAAACAAUUAUGCCUAGCGAAUAAUUCUACGCCUCAGAAUUGGUGUAGAACAUUGGAAUGUUGUCGAAAGUUGCUACAUGUACAAGCGGCGUAUUGCGAAUUUUUACAAGCGGCUAAGACACAUCAACUUGCCGUAGAGCUGAUAGAACAGUUAAAAGAGGCAGGGUAUAAUGAUUAUAAUUAUGCUGCUAUUUAUACUGAGUUCAGUAUACUUUUUUAUAUGAAAAGCGAGUACGACGAAGCCUACAGAUGGAGUAUAGAAGCACUUAAGCAAUUGAAGUCAGCGUUAUCUGCACGCGUCACUGUUGAUGUGUUGAGACAGGCAGCAAAGUCGUGCGUACUAAAACGCGAAUUCCAAAGAGCUGGUCUUUUAAUUAGGCAAGCUGUAUAUCUUGCUAAGGAAGUAUUCGGCACGGAUCAUCCGGUGUACAGUAACGUCCUCAUAGAUUACGGAUUUUAUUGGUUAAACUUUGAUAAUAUAAUUAAGAGUGCAAAUCUUUAUAAGAACGCGUUAGCUAUUAGAACAGAAAUAUUUGGUAAAAUGAACUUGCACGUUGCGUUGGCGCACGAGGAUCUGGCUUAUGCCCUUUACGUAUACGAGUAUAGGUCUGGCGAGUUUCCAGAGGCAAGUGUUCACAUUGAGAAAGCAAUAGACAUAAUGUUAAACCUUUUACAUGGGGAUCAUUUGUUGUUAGCGAGCGCGAAAAGAAUAAAUGCAUUAAUUCUCGAAGAAAUAGCGUUAGAUACUACGUCAUCGCCGUUGUCGAAACAAAAUCUGCUGUUCAAGGCUGAAUGCCUUCAUUUGUCCGCCUUGCAAUCGGCAAAAGAGGCGUUUGGCGAACGAAACGUACAAACGGCAAAACAUUACGGGAAUUUGGGACGUGUUUAUCAAAGCAUGAGGAAAUGUAAGGAAGCUGAAGCGAUGCAUCUCAAAGCUAUACGUAUUAAAGAAGAAUUACUAGGACCGGACGAUCACGAAGUUGGAUUAAGCAUAGGACAUUUAGCUUCGUUAUAUAAUUAUCAUAUGAACCGAUACAGAGACGCUGAGAAACUUUAUUAUAGGAGUAUUGAAAUUAGUUUGAAAUUGUUCGGUAAGAGCUACAGUGGCCUAGAAUACGAUUACCAUGGACUUUUAAACGUUUACACAAAGCUCAACGAGUACGAUAAAGUUCUAGAGUAUGCGACAAUACUGAAUAACUGGAAAAUGUUGACAAGAGACAAACAUUUGGAAUCGGAAAAGCCGACGAUCGAUUACAAAAGACGGCCGCAACCGAUCGAUGAAGUGAUCGAGAUGUUCUUUUCU